Molecule: messenger RNA, 708 nt
Organism: Auxenochlorella protothecoides
Lineage: Eukaryota; Viridiplantae; Chlorophyta; Trebouxiophyceae; Chlorellales; Chlorellaceae
Exons: 4
Coding region: 1-708 (235 amino acids)
Source: RefSeq, a predicted model, not a curated record
AUGGCGAUCGACUGGGAAAGCAAGGUUGCCCUCAUCCAGUGCGCACAAGCCAUGUCCAUCCAAAGGUAUGUCUUCUGCUCCAUCGUCCACUGCGACCGCCACCCGGAAGUCCCCCUCAUGAACAUCAAGAACGCCACGGAGAAGUUUCUGCAGCAAAGCGGGGUGGACUACACCAUCCUGCGCCUGUGUGGCUUCAUGCAGGCGCUGGUCGCCAGCUACGCCAUCCCGGUGCUGGAGGAUCGCGCGGUGUGGGGGACCAAGGACGACACGCGCACAGCCUACAUGGACACCCAGGACAUUGCCCGCCUGGUCCUGGCAUCUUUGAGGACGCCAGAGGCGGUGAACAAGACACUGGACAUCGCGGGCCCGCAGGCGUACACCACCCAGGAGAUCAUCGGGAUCUGCGAGCGACUGGCCGACACGGACGCCAAGACGCGCAACAUCCCUGUCUGGCUGCUGAAGGGCACGCGGUCCAUCCUGCGCUCGCUGCAGUGGGCAGGGGACGCGGCAGAUCGCCUGGCCUUUGCAGAGGUCCUGGCCGGGAAUGAGAACUUCUCGGCCCCCAUGCACGAUACCUAUCGCCUGCUCGGGGUGGAGCCCGGGUCAGUGACCACCGUGGAGGCCUACCUCAAGGAUUACUUUACGAGCAUCUCAAAGAAGCUGAAGGAGGUGGGAGGCGGGAGCUCCCGACAAGACUUUUAUGUUUGA